CGGACCCGGAACCGGAUGUGCCUUGCUGCUCCGGUGGCGGAGCGCUGGGGCCAUGGCCACGGGGACAGACCAGGUGGUUGGACUCGGCCUCGUCGCCGUUAGCCUGAUCGUCUUCACCUACUACACCGCCUGGGUGAUUCUCCUGCCGUUCAUCGACAGCCAGCAUGUCAUCCACAAGUACUUCCUGCCGCGAGCCUACGCCGUCACCAUCCCGCUGGUCGCGGGCCUCCUGCUGCUCCUGUGUGUGGGACUGUUCAUCACCUACGUGAUGCUCAAGAACCAGAGGGCGGCCAAGAAGGCACAGUGAGGACCCAGCGAGGAGAGGCUCAGGCCAGGCCGAGGUGGCCGCCGCUCCAGCCUGGCCGCCCUGCGCACCUCCCUGUGGGGCGGAGCUGUCCAGCACCCACUCUUGAGCGACAGGACCCAGCCCCACCUGCCCUGCCAGAAGCCAGCAGCGGGAAGGGACCCGGAACGCGGCCCUGUCCCCUGUCUCACGGCCUGAUAGCUGCCGGUCCCCCCCCCCGGGUUCUGCCCGCAGGCUCAGGGUCCCCUCCUGUCACACGCUGGCAUUGACUUGGCGGUUCUGACCAGGCGACCCCUCCGCUUAGGCAGCUUUCCUGGGCGCCACGCAGCCCAGACCCCACAAGGACGUCUGGACUUGGGAAGCCCUGGGGGAGGAUGGACGGACCUCUGGGCCACCCCCAGGCCCCCAGCCUCAGCCACGGGGCUGGCCACUGGGAGACUCUAACAGUAAACGCUGAUCAGGCGCCGUGGCUGUGCUGUCCUUGGCCAGGGGGGCUGGCUGGACGGGCUGGGCUUGGGAAGCCCUGGGGGAGGAUGGACGGACCUCUGGGCCACCCCCAGGCCCCCAGUAUCAGCCACGGGGCUGGCCACUGGGAGACUCUAACAGUAAACGUUGAUCAGGCGCUGUGGCUGUGCUGUCCUUGGCCAGGGGGGCUAGCUGGACGGGCUGGGCUUGGUG
Molecule: messenger RNA, 982 nt
Organism: Lepus europaeus (European hare)
Lineage: Eukaryota; Metazoa; Chordata; Mammalia; Lagomorpha; Leporidae
Gene: DPM2
Product: dolichyl-phosphate mannosyltransferase subunit 2, regulatory
Exons: 4
Coding region: 53-307 (84 amino acids)
Biological process (GO): GPI anchor biosynthetic process
Cellular component (GO): endoplasmic reticulum membrane; dolichol-phosphate-mannose synthase complex
Molecular function (GO): enzyme regulator activity
Source: RefSeq, a predicted model, not a curated record